Messenger RNA from Paramecium primaurelia, 544 nucleotides. The record is from the annotation of a GenBank genome assembly. NCBI's taxonomy places the organism in Eukaryota, Ciliophora, Oligohymenophorea, Peniculida, Parameciidae.
AAUGGGAAAUGGUACUUGUAAACAAUAACCACCUUCUCUUGCUACAAUCGAUCUUAUUGAUCAAAAGCAACAUCUUCCCAACUCCUAAUAAUAAAGUCCUACAAAGCCGAACAUUGAUUCUAUUAAUCCAACUAUAGCUAAAUCAGAGGACGAAGGACCUAACAUAAGUAUUGAAGUAGAGGAAGAAGGUUGUUCUAUAUGUAAAGUAUCGUAAGCUGACUCACCUACUAAGGAGAGAUCAAAAAAAAGGUAAUCAUAUGAGGAUUAAUUCUUCCUUGAUUUACUACAUUAAGAUAAAACCUUAUUUAGAAGAUCAUCUUAAGGAUAAAGCAUUAGUCCUGUUAGAAUUAUAGCCACUUAACAUAAAAAAAAUAAAACAUCAUUUAUUAUAGAACAUACGGAGUUAAUUAAAUUAAGAUAAGAAGAAGUAGAUGAAAUUUCUAAGCCAAAAUCAAUUCUGAAAUCCAGUAAUCUUUCAGAAAAAUCGUUCUCAAGUCAAUCACAGAAAAAAGUAAAGUUUGGUUUGAUUUAUAAAUAAAUAUGA